Molecule: messenger RNA, 2032 nt
Organism: Danio rerio (zebrafish)
Lineage: Eukaryota; Metazoa; Chordata; Actinopteri; Cypriniformes; Danionidae
Gene: rhot2
Product: ras homolog family member T2
Biological process (GO): mitochondrion organization
Cellular component (GO): mitochondrion; mitochondrial outer membrane
Molecular function (GO): GTP binding; calcium ion binding; GTPase activity
Source: RefSeq, marked validated
UUUCUUUGGAUGGAAUGGGGCUAGUCGGAAACUAGCACUGAGCUUUGAAUUGAAUUUGAAGUUUUUGGUCAAGAUAGUCGCGACUCGUCGGAGAGUUCAUUAGAGAGCGGACUGAAAUGAAACGCGAUGUCCGGAUACUGCUGUUGGGGGAACCCAAAGUGGGAAAGACGUCUCUCAUCAUGUCUCUGGUCGGAGAGGAGUUUCCUGAGCAGGUUCCUCUCCGGGCCGAGGAGAUCACCAUCCCUGCAGACGUCACGCCGGAGAAAGUGCCCACACAUAUAGUCGACUAUUCAGAGAAUGAACAGACUGAUGAAGUGUUGAGGGAGGAAAUCGUCAAGGCCAAUGUGGUGUGUGUGGUUUAUGAUGUCACGCAAGAGGAAACCAUUGACAAGAUCAGGACUAAGUGGAUUCCUCUGGUGAACGGAGGCGCUGAAAAGGGAAGCAAGAUUCCCAUCAUCCUCGUGGGCAACAAGUCUGACCUGCGCUCUGGCAGCUCCAUGGAAACCAUCCUGCCAAUCAUGAACCAGUUCUCAGAGAUUGAGACCUGUGUAGAGUGCUCGGCUAAGAAUCUGAAGAAUAUUUCUGAGCUCUUCUAUUACGCUCAGAAGGCCGUUCUUCAUCCCACUGCUCCUCUAUACGACCCUGAGGACAAACAGUUGAAGGCGCAGUGUGUUCGGGCUCUGAGUCGGAUCUUCAGCAUCUCUGAUCAGGAUAAUGACCAUAUACUCAGUGACGCUGAACUCAACUGUUUUCAGAAAUUGUGUUUCGGGAAUCCGCUGGCUCCUCAGGCUUUAGAGGACGUGAAAACCGUUGUGUGGAAAAACACGAGCGAUGGCGUUCAGGAUAACGGACUCACGCUUAACGGUUUCCUGUUCCUGAACACUCUCUUUAUCCAGAGGGGACGUCAUGAGACCACCUGGACCAUCCUGCGUAAAUUCGGCUACGAUGACACGCUUGAGUUGACUGACGACUACCUCUAUCCAGUAUUGCGAGUUUCAGUGGGCUGCACGACAGAGCUCAAUCAUCUCGGUCAUCAGUUUCUUCUGAAGCUGUUUGAGAAGUAUGACGAGGAUAAGGAUUCGGCUCUCUCUCCCGCAGAGCUCAAGAAUCUGUUUAGUGUUUUACCUUACAUGCCCUGGAGCUCCACGGUGUACAGUAACAUCCCGCUGACAGACGACUGCUACAUCUCUCAGCACGGAUACCUCUGCCAGUGGAUGUUAUUGGCGUAUCUGGAUGUGCACCGGUGUUUGGAGCAUCUGGGUUACCUCGGCUAUCCAAUACUGAUGGAGCAAGAGUGUCAGACGUCCGCCAUCACAGUCACCAGAGAAAAGGCUCUAGACCUGGACAAUCGGCAGACUCAGCGAACUGUGUUCCUGUGUAAAGUGAUUGGUCCGCGAGGAACUGGAAAAACAGACUUCCUGCGAGCGUUUCUGCAGCGCAGCACUGAGAGAAGUGAUCGUGAUCCCGGAGCUCCUUCAAUAUAUGCCAUCAACACAGUCUCCAUCGCUAAUCAGGACAAAUACCUGAUCCUGGAGGAAGUGGACGUGGAGACGGAGUUUCUGAAAGCGGCGGAUGCAGCGUGUGACGUGGCGUGUCUCAUGUAUGACGUCAGCGAUCCCGACUCCUUCAACUACUGCGCUAGCAUUUAUAAACAGCACUAUAUGGACAGCGGGAUCCCGUGUGUGGUGCUGGGCUCUAAAGCUGAUCUGGUGGAGGUCAAACAGCAUCAUGGCAUGAGCCCGUCCGAGUUCUGUUACAAACAUCGUCUGCCUUCACCUCUGCAUUUCUCUGCGCUGCUCACACACACUCACACGCACAUUUACAGCAAGCUCACCUGGGCCGCCAUGUACCCGCACCUGAACGGAUCAGACAUGAGCAGCACGUCUUUCUGGCUUCGUGUGACUCUUGGAGCCACAAUAGCGGCCAUGUUGGGCUUCGCUUUGUACAGAGCCUUUAGCCGACACAAAUGAUGGCCGCUCUCUCGCUGUAGGUGCAGAUAAACACACACUCCUCCAUUUUCUGCGCUGUCUUG